UUUUAGGAUCCAAAUUAUCACCUUGGGUUGGCGCUGCCCAAACUUACCUGAAUUGCAUGCCACUACCAAAAACGCACAAAAUUACAGCUUUUGGGGGCAGACAACGUAAGAGAACCUAAACAAUCGCCAUCUCUAAACCCAAAAUCACGCACUCAGUUUUGCCUCUGUAGACUGCAGUACACCCAGCCAAACGCUAAAUUCACUCUCUUUCUCUUUACUUUGAGUCUUCCAUGGAAGCCCUUGCCAGCUCUGCGUUCGUCCCGGAGACGCACCCAGUUCUUCAUAACCCCACUUCAGUCAGAACACCAAAUAAGCGAAGUGGAUUUCUCAAAAUCAGUCAAAGUUCUCAUUUUGUUGGGCUGCGGGUUCAAGCUCUCUCAGGGGAGGCUUCUGGGUCCGGUGACAGUGAAAAGGUCAGGCCCUCGAAUAAUGGGUUUGGUUUAGUUUCUGAAGAGAUUCUCUCUUUGUCUCAGGGUAAUUUAAAUCAGUCUGAUAGUAGUGAGAAGAAUGUGAGUGAGGCAGUAAAUUUAGACAUGUCUCUUUCACCCCUGCCUGCAAAUGGAGCAGCAGGGGGAACAAGAGCUGGGCUCUUUAGAACUCCAAUUUCUGGCGGGGUGCAGAGUGCAACUUCAGCUCAUGGGUUACCUCGACCCGCCUUAGCUGUACGCAAUCUUAUGGAGCAGGCUAGAUUUGCUCAUUUGUGCACCGUAAUGUCGCGCAUGCACCAUCGACGAGAAGGAUAUCCAUUUGGUUCUCUGGUUGAUUUUGCACCUGAUUCUACCGGGCAUCCUAUAUUUUCGUUUUCACCAUUGGCCAUCCACACACGGAAUCUGUUAGCUGAUCCAAGAUGCACACUUGUUGUGCAGAUUCCUGGAUGGAGCGGCUUGUCGAAUGCAAGGGUAACCAUUUUUGGUGAUGUCUACCCACUUCCAGAGCAUCAACAGGAAUGGGCUCAUAAACAAUACAUAGCAAAACAUCAACAGGGGCCUUCUCAACAAUGGGGAAACUUCUACUACUUCAGGAUGCAGAACAUAAGUGACAUAUAUUUCAUUGGUGGAUUUGGCACUGUUGCUUGGGUUGACGUCAAAGAAUAUGAGGCCGUUCAGCCUGAUAAGAUUGCAGUUGAUGGAGGGGAGCAGAACCUGAAGGAACUUAAUGCAAUCUUUUCGAAGCCCCUGAAAGAGCUUUUGUCUGCUGAAUCUGAGGUCGAUGAUGCUGCUCUCAUAUCCAUAGACAGCAAAGGAACUGAUGUUCGGGUCCGUCAGGGUGCACAGUUCAACAUACAGAGGAUAUCAUUUGACGAAGGCCAUUCUGUCGAGACGUUAGAGGAAGCCAAGGCUGCUCUUAGGAAACUUAUAAACAAAGGCCGAGUAUUUAAGUUAUAAAAGUAAAAGACAGGCAUUGCCUUAUAAUGCAUUUGCCUUUCUGCCUUAUGAGAGAGAAUGAGAAUGGAUAAGCGUGGAUGGUUGGUGACUGUAAAACAAGUCGCAGUCCUUUCAAAUUUCAAAUUGAGAACGAUGACCACAUCCGUUUUGUCAACUUACAUAUAAUGCUGUUAACCUAUAGGAACUGUAAUAAUAGCACCAUUAUAUGAAGAAAAUGAGAGAACAUUAUCAUGUUGGUAAA
This is a messenger RNA of Prunus avium (sweet cherry), 1626 nucleotides long. Its product is annotated as Pyridoxamine 5'-phosphate oxidase family protein. Lineage: Eukaryota; Viridiplantae; Streptophyta; Magnoliopsida; Rosales; Rosaceae. The record is from RefSeq and is a predicted model, not a curated record.